AUGCGUGUCCCACUCUUUCAAGGACUUGUUGUGCUAUACGUCGCCUUUUACUCGUCUGUUAUCUCGCAUGCCUCCAAACGCGCGGGGUAAGUGUGCGACCUAUCAUUUUUACUCAACAUCCAGUCGCGCGCAUUUCUGACCGACCGGUGUCCAUGAUGUAGUUUUGAUGAGGUUUCAAGUGAUUAUCGCGUAAUUCGUUUCUAAUUUUUACUGACCUUGUACAAUUUGUCCGAAUCUCCAAAGGCAUACCAAAGAAGCCAAGUUAACUCUGAAACCAGCCCGAGGCCAGCUUAUGUUGUCUUCUGGGAAGAUUAAACUCGGGGAAGUUUAUCUAUCAGGAAUUGGUGCUCUUCGCGGUGAGAAGGUAGGCAACAUUAACGAUCUAUUGUAGGUCCCUGUGAUACAAUAUAGCAAUAAAAGCAAUCCAGUCGUGGGCUCCCACAGCUUAACAAACUGAGACAAGCAAUUAUUUCUCUUUUAUCUUGUAUGUUUGGAAUUCUUUGAUUGCCGUAUACCGUCAUAUUACCUCAAUUUCUCAAGAGCUUCGUGAUAUGAUUGUAGUCAUUGUAAGCCGAUAUCAACAAAUAGCUACGUAAACUUCAAAGUGUUCCCGUUUUGGAAUAAAAUAAAAAUAUUUCGUUUAACUCCUGAACUACGGUAAAACUGAAUGUGAUUAAGUAAUACUCACACAAGAAAGCACAAACUGGCUACUGCUACUAAUCAAUACUUUAGAACCCUGCAAUGUUAUUGGAAAGAAUCUAAGACACAAGAGCCGAUCGGAAAAGCAGGGGGAAGUGGUUUUUUUUUUCUAAAAUCAUCGUCUUCUGCUCAGACAAAAAUUUGCGUUCAUUAAAUAGUACCAAGUUUCAGUUUGCUCCUGUGUCUGUGAUCGUGUUGCACGUACAUUGGAUAAAUGGAACUGUCAGCGAGGUCAGUGAAGUUUUACUGUCAGCUCGUACAAAGCUAGGGAACGACCCUUUGAUACAGACUCUCUUAGCAUUGUCUCUCAUAUUUCCAUCUUUUAGGGUGAACAAGGACCUCAAGGAGACAAAGGCAGCCAAGGGCCUAAGGUAAUAAAUUUAAACUUUGCGGCAAUUUCAUUGGUCAUCAUCCAACAGAAGCAAAAAAAUUUAAUACUUAUUGAACGAAUUACUAUCAGUUGGUAUGCGGUUUGUUGUGAGCUUUUUGAGCAAAGGUAAAUCAGGCACUCCUUUCUCUGAACAAAAGCUAUCAGCAACCGUCGGAAAAGUAACAAGCGUACAAGAAUAUCACUUACAGCGGUCACAAGUCAGAUGCAAUCUUCAGUGGCCGGCGACCGCCGCCGGUUAUUUUUGAGGGGGCGCAAACUUGUCGCAGGGACUCCUUUGUUGACAUCUGAGCUGCGAAACUCUUAAAAAACGUUGAAGUGUUAUCGCUCUAUCUCAAAUAUUACCUAAAGCAAAAUGAAAUUAACUGCGAGCUCUUCUUCCCUCUCAGAAGUUGAAACGCAUAACAAAGGCACGUUACAGUAUCAGGAAAACCGCUGAUCGUCCACAAAUUGGUCCAUGACAAUGAUUUUUCAUGUCGCGUGCAAUUGGAUAUACUUGGUGGAAAUAAGCCGAUAGAUGUUGUUUAACCCUUCAAAUCCCUUUACUAUAGAUAGUUAAGGCACCUGUAUAUCAUUAGUUAGCUAAGCAUUUUAAAUCGGCUUCGUGGUUUUUUUAAACAUUAAUCCUUGCGAAAACAACUAUUUCUGGCGUUAGGGAAUGAAAAGGACCGUGAAGAAUUUCCUUCUUACGGAAAUCUAGGAUUACUUCCCACGGAAAUGUUCAUUUGAGGAUUUACCUUCAUCAAGACAAAUUAUUUUUCAAUUGGUUUCAAAAUGUUAUAUUGUUACCGAUUUGCCAAUCUCUUUUUCACAUGUAGACUGCAAUGAAGAAGAUAAUGUCUCCUCUUUUCUAAUGGAAAUUCGUGUCUAUACGGUAUCGACGAAUAAGCAAUAACACUUGACGGAUACUUGUAACACACAUUACCCCACCAUUGUUUCCCAUUGUUUCCUUCCGUAGGAAUUCGUGUGGUUUAGAGUAUAAUGUUUAUCGGCCUGACAGCUAAAAAACAAACUCUUCAUGUUGUUUUGACUCUGCCUGCACCAGGGUCGAUGAUAGUAACUGUAACGAGGUUUCCUCCACUUCCCUUGUAACUUCCAACAAUGCAAAGCAAUUUUGGAAAAUUUUAUUUAGCUCUUGUUUGAUGAAAUAUAAGCACUGCUAGGAAAAAAAAACAAUAAACAGCCCCGAGUUUUAAAGGACUUUCUUUCUAUUUUUUUCCUGAAAACACAGAACAGAGAAGCUCAGUGUUGCAUCAUAGUCUUUUACAAUUCAAAAAUUGGUGUGUAUUGCUGAGAAACAAAAAGUGCGUGCAAACAGAGGUUCAAAACGAUUCUUGAAUGCAUGGAUCCACAAUAGGACUUAAGUAAGAGGUUUGCGGAAGGUUACUGGAAUUACACGACAUGCUCAAUAACUGACUGGAAGAGCAAAACGAGUUCGAAGCGGAAUUCCCCACUGACAGGGCACUUGCGAGGGUUUACGAUAUUAACCGCUAAUACAGGGAUUUAUUCUGUCUUCUGUGUGGCCUCUUAUGUGAAGAACGCUAUUUGGUUAACCGUGGAAGACAGUCACAAAAAAUCAAUGUCUUCUUUAUAAAAUCCCCUUAGAUAAAAAGUACUGAGAAGAAAACUUCCUACUAGAGAGGAUUCAUUUAAAUGGUAACACCAUAGAAUUUCAUUCACAGAUUUAAAAGUUAGAGUGACAAAUAAUUUCCCCAUAACUUGGUCCUGGAGUGAAGGACGGGUUAAAGAGUUUGGCAGCGACAAAGGUCACACGAUCUGCCUCAGCUUAGAACACUAAUUCUACCUUUAAAUGGGCUAUGGCGAGGAGAUUUCCAUUUUUUUUUGCGUAUUGUUUUCCUUGGUUUCUUACAGCAACUUAUAUAUCGAUGCAUGCAAUGAUUCCAGGGGACAUGUUAGGGGAACCCAACGAGAAUAUAGUUCAAAACCACUUAAACAUAGCAUUGUUGAACGUUUUUUAGUAUUUAAACGGUAGAUAUAGGCGUAUUUUUAUCUCCUAAAAAUUUUUCAUCUGUUGGGAUUUCCUAGCUGAAAGUCUAGUGAUGCGAAAAUUAUAGGGAUCAAAACUUACCUUUUCGAAAAUUUCAGCCAGAAAAAAGGCUCUCUUAAAUUCUAGGUGACCUUUUUAGGGUAAAAAUCCGUUAAAAAUGGGCAAUUAUACCAUUUUUUAGAUGUUAGAAAAUCCUAGGAGAGGCAGGCAAGCAAGAAAUUUAACAACAAAUGUUACGAAAAUUCUAGAUCUCAAAUCGUCUUCCGAACAGAUAUUUUCCAAAAAUUGACGUUAGGUGCCCCUGACAUGUUAGAGUUUAAUCUUAGUUGAGGAUUUGUUCUACUCUCCCUCUCAAGCUAUUUAUUCUUCUUAGUUCUGGUCACUUUGGCUACUUAAUGAAUUCAUUCUGAUCAUAAGAGCCAUUAGGUAUAUUAUCUCCGGCUACAGAAAUGUAAAUAAGAUAUAGACAGAAAGGGUUACGCUUUUGCAGUAACAAAAUGACCUUUCAGUGUGUGUUGUCAUGAAGCAUUCUACAGGCAGCAAACGUUGUCCAAACCCUUUAACGAUCAUUUAUCUUGAAUUUUUUAACUGAAAACAGAUGCAUUUUCUCGAUUGGGCCUUAUUUUCCUUUAUUUUUCUGAAAACUGGUGAACGAUAGAGGUUAUGGCGAGAGGGUAGGUAAGCUGGGCAGAGCAAGUCCACAAACUACAAUACACCGUUUCUUCAACUUAUCGUGCAGUUCUGCAAGUUUUCAUUAGCCAUUUGGUCGCAUUAUCAAGAGCCAAAGUUUUAAAUGUCCCUUAUCCCGUUAUAUUAAGAAGAUAAGGCCCCUAACUAUCCAAAUAAACACAAAACACACAAACGGGUGACAACUUGAAAUUGUUUUUUUCUUUCAUUAAUUUCCUUGGGAUGAUUACGCCUUGGGGUCAUACCUUUUGCACGCAUCCCGCGGAGACACCUGUAGCAGCCAUUGAAAGUUUAAACUGGCAUAAAGUUACCUUAAAACAAAGAUAAAAAUUAAUGGCUGAAUUUUAGAUCAAUGAAGGAUGAUUGGAGGAAGGGGAAUUAGCAUAAGAUGCGAUGUUCAAAAAUUGUGGCGACUAAUUAUUUAUUAAUUAUUCAAUUAUUUGUUGUCUCCGCGCUUUUAGGGUGAGAAAGGAGAUAGCUGUACCAGCGCCAGUACCACCACCAGCUACAGAAAAAUUGUGACAUCAACGCGUCUGGCCUCUGCUCCUUGCAAUUCUCGGCUGGAAGGCCAGCUGAGGUACGACAGAGUCAGUGGAAAACUGAACAUCUGCAGUCGGAAACAAUGGCUACAAGUGCAGACUGUCCUGCAGGGAGAGAUAAAUAACUCGUCACCCAGAAAGUCCUGUCUUGACAUUUUGUUCAGUGGUGAGAGCCAGGGUGAUGGCAUGUACUGGAUUAACCCACUUGGUGUGGACAACGAACGAAAUGCAUUUCGUGCUUACUGUGACAUGACAACGUCGGGUGGAGGAUGGACUCUGGUUGCCAAGAUAACCCAUGACUACAGCUGGGUGUGUCCUGAUAGAGAUGGAGCCAUGUGUCUUGGUUCUAAAACUAACCCUCUUUACGCAAACUUGUUCCAUGAAAUCCACCAACGGGACAGUGUAGACAUGUCUAUCAAAAGCAACGCUGACGCUGGAGUCCAUUUGAACAACACCCUGAUUCGAUUGCUCUUCGUGUCCGGCCGUCAGUCUGUAAGGUUCACGUUUGUGGGUUCUGGAAACGGCUGGACACCCUCAGAAGACGCUUACGCUGCCUUCAACCCAAGCAAAAAGAACUCCAUGUUCGUAGACCACGAGUGGGGAGAAUACACCCUUGAAGAUGUGGACUACACCUGGAAUAUCAUCAAACACAGCCGCAACGACAAGAAAUUCACUGGCAGAAUCAUCUGCUGGGGAAACAAGGUCAAGCAAUCGUAUCGUUUCUAUGAUCAUGGUCUUCACGUAGGCUCACCGGCGUCUGCACACAAGCCAUGCUUGCUGGACAAUAAUGAAAACGAGGUCAUGCUCAAGAGCCACUAUGCCACCCUACAAGACUCUCCUCUUAAGGCACGCUGGGAUAUGGCCCAGUUUGGCUUCCUUGGGGCCGGUUAUGUGCAGGUGCCCAAUAAACGUAUUGCAAUAUGGAUACGUUAA
Porites lobata is the source of this 5254-nucleotide messenger RNA. NCBI's taxonomy places the organism in Eukaryota, Metazoa, Cnidaria, Anthozoa, Scleractinia, Poritidae. The record is from the annotation of a GenBank genome assembly.